CAUUUUGGAAUAAUAUAUAAUUUAGUAAAAACAUAAAAAAACGAAAUAGAUAAUUAGUAAAAAAGAGAAAAUUAUAAUAUUAUAAUAUAAAAAGAGAUAAUUAUAUAUAAAUUAAGUAUUAUUAUUUAUAUGAACAGAAAUAAGAAAAAUAUGAAAGACGUAAUAAUUGAUAAGAUUAUGACAAAAAUCUUAAUAUGGACACCAAGAACUCAAUAUGCUUCGCUCGCACCUUUGAUUAUAAUCAAUGAAAUAUUUAGUUUACGUAUAUUUGAAUCAAAAGGAAAUUUACGAUAUGGCUAUAGUAUAAUAUAUGCCGGUAUAGGCAUCAUUCUAUGUAUUAUUUAUCUUUAUACAGCAUUGAGAAGGAAUUACGAAGAUUGGCCUGCAUAUGCAGAGAUCACUUUUAAAUUUUUUUUAUUCAUUAUUGUCACAGUUGUUAUGAUUUUUAUAAUUCUUGGAAUGAUGAAUACAAAACAUUCAAGAAUAAUUAUUGCGAGAUGUGAAGAAAUAGACAAUACUUUAGAAUCAUUCGGUAUUAAAAAAAAUUAUAGGAAAACUUUUCUUUUUGUCACACAAUCAUUAAUUAUAUGGAGCACAAUGAUGUCAAGCCUUUGUUUGUUAAAUAUAUAUUGGUUCACAUAUGAAAAUGCGUAUAUUUUAAUAUACAUGCCAAUUACAAUUAUUUAUUUGGAGAUUUUUACUUUUGUUAUAUUCGUAAGUAUUUUAAUAGAUAAAUUGCACAAAAUGAAUGUGAUUAUAAAAAAAGUGUAUGAAUUAUCGAAUAUAAAUGAUAUUAAAAUAAGAUAUAAAAUACAAUCACACAUUGCAUAUAAGUUUAUACUUGUAAUGGAUUAUCAUAAUACAAAACAUUUUACUCGGCAUUUUCUCCAACUUAUGAGAUAUAUGCAUUUUGAGAUUCUUAAACUUUCACAUGAACUUAAUCGUGCCUAUACUUAUCAAAUUUUGUUAGACUUAGCAGUGCAUUUUACAUUAAUAACGUGUGGACUUUAUAAUAUAUAUUUUUCCUUUACAUUAAAGUUAACAGAUUUGUUAACAAAUAAAGAAAAUUUAUUAUUUCUAUUAUGGAUUUUUAUAAGUUCAGCAAAAACUAUUUUUUUAAAUAAUCAUUGUAAUAAUUACUAUCAUGAGGUAGAAAUAACAGCACAUUUGCUUCGAGAAUUAGAAAUUUGUUAUUUGGAUAAUUCUAUUAAGGACGAGGUACAACAAUUUUCAUUACAACUACUUCUUCAUCCGUUACAAUUUACUGCUGGAGGUUAUAUUCUUAACAAUAAAUUAUCAAUGUUGUUUUUUAGUACUAUAGCAACUUAUUUGAUCGUAUUAAUACAAAUAAGUUCAACUCCUAAUUUGAUACAAUCCUUGUCCCAUAUUUCAAGUCAUUAAUAGUGUUUAUAAU
Molecule: messenger RNA, 1414 nt
Organism: Apis cerana (Asiatic honeybee)
Lineage: Eukaryota; Metazoa; Arthropoda; Insecta; Hymenoptera; Apidae
Biological process (GO): male courtship behavior; chemosensory behavior; sensory perception of taste
Cellular component (GO): axon; dendrite; membrane
Source: RefSeq, a predicted model, not a curated record